Molecule: messenger RNA, 1392 nt
Organism: Papilio polytes (common Mormon)
Lineage: Eukaryota; Metazoa; Arthropoda; Insecta; Lepidoptera; Papilionidae
Product: epithelial discoidin domain-containing receptor 1-like
Exons: 6
Coding region: 136-1179 (347 amino acids)
Source: RefSeq, a predicted model, not a curated record
CUCGUACAGAAAUAUAUUGCUGUCUCAGUUUUAUCAUAAAUUUAAACAAGGACGUCGAUAUGUUUUGUACGGAUGUUUGAGCAAUGGAACUCCGCAAAACAAAAACUAAACACUACACAUUGAAUACCAUGUGAGAUGCAUCCAACGAAAUGGCCCUCGCUAGCAAGUGUGUGGGGCUCGCGACGCGCGCUCGGCGGCCUGCACGACCCCAAGGACCCUCUCAUCACGCUACAGACCCUCAAAGCCCUCAAAUCGCUCAAGUCCCUGCAAUCACUGCAAUCCUUGCAGUCGCUACAGUCACUACAAUCUCUGCAGUCACUGCAGUCGCUGCGGGAAUUGCAGGCAAUACAGAGGCCGCCCCUAAACUGGCCGCACGUCGCCAGCCAUGAUUUCAUAUUCUACUCGUCUAAAGGCGAUGAACCCAUUAUUCGACUAGACAAGACGCUGGGUCGUAUGCCGGGCGCGGGCACAUUUCCACCACACUGGCUGCGGCUGCCCGCCAGCCCACCACCACAUUUCGAGGUUGGGGGUGGUACAGCGGUGGGUGCAGAGGGUGCCGGUGGCGGGGUGCGGGCGCGGGGCGAGUGGGCCGGGCUGGCGAGCGGCUGGGUGGCGGGAGCGCUGCUAUUGCUGGCCGCGCUACUGCUUGUGCGCUUCGUCGACCGCCUCACUAGGAGGAUACUCAACCUGCGAAGACGACCGUCGGAGGAAUGGCCGACACCGACCGUCCUCGCGACCUCGCAACAAUACUUAGAGGGAGAUGACGUGCCCUCCCGGUCGCCGUCUGAAGCCAGUGCGGAUCCUCCACCGCCGUACUCCGCGUGCGCACCCUCCGGCCUGCCGCCCGGCCCGCCCGCCUGCGACAAGCGGCCCUCCGCCCUCGAGGAGCCCCCGCCGCCAUACUCCGCCUGCUACGUCGCCUUCGCCAACCCCAAGGAGGGCAUUCCCUCCGUACAUUUCUACAACGGACAGGGGCAGAGUCUCGGCGAGGAGAGUCAGCGGAGCACUAUUGAGCCCAAACGGCAAAAUACAAUCGAUAAAAGUGAUGGUUGUGAUAGUGUAACUGUGUCUGCUGUGAAUCUAAGUAGAGAUGGCAGGGAUGAGACAAUCUACAUCGACUCUGUGCCGUCGACUAGCGGCGCGACAGGGGAGGGGACUCAUAUUGUCAAUAUUGGCUGAGUUCACAAGCAGUCCAUAAGCUUUGUAAUCAAACUUCAAGCAAUAAAUAAGUGAUUUAUUUAUAUUGUAGGUCAGCAGAGCAAGUUGCAAUAACUGUUCUCGAGGCACAAACUUAGAGCGCGUAGUGACACUGAAAAUAUUCCAAAUCUCCAUAACUUCACGUUAUAUUUAUUCUUAGAAACGUGUAGAUCUAAAUGUAGCUUAUUUGUAAGU